Oryzias melastigma (Indian medaka) is the source of this 1859-nucleotide messenger RNA. RefSeq lists its product as uncharacterized. The transcript is spliced from 3 exons. NCBI's taxonomy places the organism in Eukaryota, Metazoa, Chordata, Actinopteri, Beloniformes, Adrianichthyidae. The coding region runs from base 174 to 1649 and encodes 491 amino acids. The record is from RefSeq and is a predicted model, not a curated record.
CACUUGAGGGGCUUUAGAGUCAUAAGUUUACCUGUAUAAAAUAUUUUUGGACAACAAAAACACGGAUGAACAGAGAGAAUACACAAACUCCAAGUUCUCAGAUAAAUAAUCUAUAAGGAGUCACAGCGGCAGAGAGACAUCUCAUCAGUUUGUCCUGUUAGUUGAAGAUAAACAUGAUGUUCUCUAGGAGCUGCAUCACGACGUCAGACUCCUGCUGCUAUAAAAGCUCAAACUUGGUAGGACAGACAUUCAGCAGCAGAGCUCCUCCACCAGCCAAAGACGUAGGACUGAUUUCUCCCAGGGACGAAGCUUUUGCAGCGAGCACCAUGAAGCUCCUCGUUCUUCUCGCCAUUGUCACCCUCACAGGUGUCUGUGCGGAUCACAUGAUGGUAGCCCAGAAUGAAGCCAUGCAAGGUGCAUGGCAAACCAAGAACCAUCAUCAUGGUCACCGCCAUCACCAAGGUCACCACCAUCACCAAGGUCACCACCAUCAUCAAGGUCACCACCAUCACCAAGGUCACCACCAUCAUCACAGUCACCCCCAUCCUCUCUUGGACAUCCGUCGGAUCACAGAGAUGUUGCGGGCUUACCUGGAACAAGGCACUAUGUCCCUCAGCAACUAUUACCAAGAUCUAGGGAGGUGGUGGAGUUCUGUGACCAGUGGAGCCCAAAUGGCUUUUGAGGCGGAGAUCAGUAAUCUCAGCAGACACCUCAAUCAGAAUCUGGAGAAUUUUAGAAGACACUCCUUUUUCCACACGCUGUCUGCGGAGGUCCAACAAAGACUGGAGGACAUCAGAGAGGUCAUUGCCCAACACCUCAAGAACUUAGACUUCAGAUCGCUGCGUGAGGCUGUGGAGAGGAGGAUUGGUGAACUGAGGGGCCAGCUGGCACACACCUUCCAAAACCUGCUGCAAAAUAAGAUCGAAGUCGCCCAGGAGGUGAGUGAGAAAGUGACGAAUAACCUGGAUAAUUUCAGUGAGAACUGGAACUCCCUGGUGAACAUGUACAGCACCGUGCUGCAACAGUAUAAGAAAAUACUGGAAGUUAGGCUGAAAAAGAAAGGAGAACACAAAGGAGGUCACAGAGGAGGUCACAGAGGAGGUCACAGAGGAGGUCACAGAAGAGGUCACACAGGAGGGCACAGAAAAGGCAUGAAAGGAGGCAGCACAGAAGUCGGGGGCAGAUCCAGCGAAAGAGACACGAGAAGACCCAGCGAAAGAGACAUGAGAAGACCCAGCGAAAGGGACACGAGAAGACCCAGCGAAAGGGACACGAGAAGACCCAGCGAAAGAGACACGAGAAGAUCUGGCAAUAAAGAAAUGAGACGAUCUGGCAACAGAAACAUGAGUAGAUGCGGCAAUAGAGACGGGAGUACAUGCCGCAAUAGAGACAUGAGUAGAACCAGCAAUAGAAACGUGAGUAGAUGCGGCAAUAGAGACGGGAGUACAUGCGGCAAUAGAGAAAGGAGUAGAUCCAGCAGAGGAGCCAACGAAAUAUCCUCCAAAGGAAGCAUGAAAAGAAAACGCAAAGCAAGCAAGAGAGGAGGCAGCAAGCAAUCAUCUGAAGAAGAGAACAGAGGAGACACCCAAAAGAAAGUCCAUGCUUGGCUGUCGGCUUUUUCCGAAUCCAUGGAUCGGCAUUCUCACUGAGACGGGACAAGAACUUUGCCAUCACAGAGCUCCUCUUUACUGACCUCAGAGCUCCUUCUGAGUGCAAGGAAACACCUGUCCUUUAAUCGGCAACGCCUUCAUGCUUUUAUUUAUUUCAUCUGACUUCUUCCCUCAUUUAAUCUGUGCUGCAUUCACUAAAUGUUGGGUUUUUUUUCUCGCAUGGUCAGAUAAACACUUGAAAUAGCAAAA